CCCCCUCAAUCGGCGCUGAGCGGAUGAAACAUGGCGCCGGACGGAUGGAAAUACUAAUGACAGUCGGCAAACUCGCUUCCAUUUGUACCAUGGGCAUCAAUGCCUCUGCUUUGGAGAAAGAGAUUGGGCCAGAACAGUUUCCAAUUAACGAGCAUUAUUUUGGUUUAGUAAAUUUUGGGAAUACUUGCUACUGUAAUUCAGUCCUUCAGGCACUUUACUUUUGUCGUCCAUUCCGAGAGAAAGUCCUAGCGUACAAGAAUCAGCCAAGGAGAAAGGAAAAUCUACUCACGUGCUUGGCAGAUCUCUUCCACAACAUAGCCACGCAAAAAAAGAAAGUGGGCGUGAUACCCCCUAAGAAGUUUAUAACAAGACUACGAAAAGAAAAUGAACUUUUUGAUAAUUACAUGCAACAAGACGCUCAUGAGUUCCUUAACUACCUGUUAAACACUAUUGCCGAUAUCCUGCAGGAAGAGAAAAAACAGGAAAAACAAAACGGACAGCUACAUAAUGGUAUCAAUGAUGACAAUGGCAAUGACAUACCGGAACCAACAUGGGUACAUGAGAUGUUUCAAGGGACGUUAACUAAUGAAACCAGAUGUCUUAACUGUGAAACUGUAAGUAGCAAAGAUGAAGACUUUUUAGACCUUUCUGUUGAUGUGGAGCAGAACACUUCAAUUACACAUUGCUUGAGGAUGAAAGUAAAAAAGCUACCUAUGAUUUUAGCUCUUCAUCUGAAAAGGUUCAAAUAUAUGGAUCAGCUGCAUCGAUACACAAAACUAUCUUACAGAGUCGUCUUUCCUUUAGAACUUCGAUUGUUCAACACGUCAGGAGAUGCUACCAACCCGGACAGAAUGUAUGACCUUGUUGCAGUAGUGGUGCAUUGUGGAAGUGGGCCUAACCGAGGGCACUACAUUGCAAUAGUGAAGAGCCAUGACUUCUGGUUGCUGUUUGACGAUGAUAUUGUAGAGAAAAUAGACGCACAAGCCAUUGAGGAAUUCUAUGGACUGACUUCUGAUAUCUCUAAGACCUCUGAAUCUGGUUAUAUCCUUUUCUACCAGUCCAGAGAUUAAAUGAAUGCAGGAGAACAGUUCCACCUCUCUCACUUCCAAGCACUCACCGUUGCAGAACAGGACACCGAGAUCAUGCAGAGGAUAGAAGAACUUGUCGUCUUGUUUGCAAAGUUUGAGUUACACUAGAGUAAUACUGAUUGUAAGGGCAAGUCAAAAGUAUCCUUGGGAUGUAAGCAGUUUUACUCAUUAUGAAAUCACAUUGACAUAGGUCUACCUAUGCAAGGGGGCCACUGGGCUGGUGAUAGGUCACUGGAUCCAGAGCUCAAUUUGAUGUCAUUGAAGGUAUUGCAUGCUAAAUGCAUAUAUAUGAAACCAAAGUGAAUUGAUGUUUGAUCUGAUGAAUCCUGGUUUUAUCCUGUUGACAUUAAGUUAAGCGAUUUUUACAUCCUCAAAUUCUGGAACUACUGAAAAUUAGGUUUUCAUUUCAAAUAAUUGACCAAAAAUGAUGACAGUUGACACUAGCAAGUUUGCGCAAAAAUUGUCACCAAAGACUAAGUGGUAUUGUGGAUUUUCAUAAGGCUUGUAAAACUUUUUUUUUUUUUAAAGACUUGACCAACAUCAAGUCUUGCAGUUCUCUUUUCGAUUUCCACAAGUUGAUUGUGUAACCUCCCAGCAGUCUUGGUGUUAAGUUGCAUUAAAUUUGAAGUAUGUUAUUUUACCAGCUAAUCAUACAUCUGCACUCUUUGUUAACAAAAAUCUGGUGCUGAUUACUAAAGCUGUUAUUAGACACAAGAGGCAUCACAUAUGUGUAAAUGAUAAAUACAGGGCAGGAUCAAUGGCAGAGUUGUAGAGCCUUGUAAAUAUACAACAUUAAAGCAGCUUUUUUUAAGUGUCAAAGAAUCAAAUACUUUUUGUAGAGUUUUUUUUAAUCCCAGAAAAAAUUGUAAAGUGGCAAAAUAUUAUGAGUAAUUCCAGCUUUUUUUUUUUUGACUUCAUAUCAUGAAAUAAGGCCAUAUUUUAAACGCCUCUGUAAAAUGAAAACUCGUCACUGCUCGGCUAUAUUGGAAUGCUCAGUAAUUAUGUUCUGUUGUAUAUAUUGUAUAAAUAAUGUGUUUAUACAUUUUAAGGUCAAUUGGUUUCUAUUAACUAUUUUAGCUCCUAUAAAUCUUUGGUUUGCUCACUAUUGUGUAAAAUAAUUCUUUGUCAUUGCAUAUUUCAUAUUUCUUCUACGUUGUGUCUGCAUUAAUUUGAUCCACUGUACUUCAACAUGGCAACUGAAGUGUCUGAAUAUUUUGCCUGGAUAAAUGUAGUCUGCUCUCAUGCACCUACUUGAACUCGCAGUCGCUGAAUGUAAUAUUGAAGGCCCUGUUAACACAGCAUGAAUGGGGUUUGGUUUAUUUUGCGUUUCUGUUUGUGGGAAUCAAAGCACACUGUUUAUACGGUUCCCAUGAACAACCGGCAGUUUUGUUUUUGUUCGGUAAAGAUUCCUACUUCCCUGCAUAAGUUUCAAAUUGAACAAUUAACUUCAGUUAAACUUAACUUUAAAUUGCUUCCCCGAUUUCCUCCUCAUGAUGCACACAUUGCCUCUGAUGCAAAGUUUGAUGCUGUCCGAUUUUAAUGUCCCAAGCAGCAAUGAUUGUAGUCAGAAGAUAGACUGGGUUCCAUUUAAUUCAGCAGAAUGUGUGCAUCUGUGCUGACUGAUGGGAGAAUAUAGUAUAUUGAUCCCAAAAUGAAUUUUAAAGUGGCCUGCAAAAAAACUUUAAUCUAGGGUUUAAGACCAGAAUCACUGUUUCGAAUAGACCAGGGUGGAGAACAUUUUUGCCACCUCUCUCUUGUACAGUACUUCAUAUCAAUACUUUGAAAUCCAAUGAAGAAUGUGUAUCAGCUGCUAAAAAGAAAACUUUAAUUCAUCAGAGAACAUUCUGUAGCUACUAGAAUAAUGCUUUUUGACCUGCUGCCUCAGGAAAUGUUGUGGUCUUAACAAUUGCUGCCCUUUAGCCCUUAGCGUUUGUGUUUCUUUUUUUGUUGAAGAAGUGUAGUAUCAUGUUAUUGUGGCAAGGUGUAAGGUUGUUGGGGACAGGGAUUCAGACUGGUUGGCUUCUAAGUAGAUGAAGUAAUAACUUAAGUCCUACAUAUUUUGUUUUCAAAAAUAUUAUUUUUUGUUGAACCCUCUUAAUCUUAACAGUACUUCAAUCGGGUUCCUUCUACCCCUGCAUUAAAGCACAUUUUGGGAUUCAGGAAAAGGGAAGCCACCUACAUUCUGUUGAAUGCAAUUUUUGCCCUGUCUUCUCGGCCUCUUUUAUUAAUCUUUGGAAGGAUUGUCCACUUAACGAUCACUCUAGUUUUUUUUAAAAUAGAGAAUGCUUCAAUUAAUUAAAAGAUUUUAAAAAAAUGAAAUAAUUGGUAGAGUGAGAUAACUUUAGAAUGUUGCAGCAUUAUGCAUUUGUUCCUGUGUUUGCUCGGGUUUUGUGAAACAAAAUGUUUGGGUGUGGAUUUUAGUGAUUUAGGAAUUGAUUUGGCUAUUGUAUUGCAGUCAGAUGGUGAAUAGUUCGAUAAAGUACUACAAAAUUGCAUUUUAGCCAGCAGAAAUCAGGGUGUCUGGGCAGGGGAAAAAUGUGACCAGUGAAUAAUGGAACUGAUUUGUGUCUUUACGUCAAGAAGUUCUUUGGGGCACAGCUGAAUAUUUUGUAAAUUGGAUCAGAAAUUUCUACAGAAAAAAAAAUGUAUGUUCUUUGAUAGCAUAAUAUUGUAUGUAUAUAUAUAUUGAAAAAUUACUCUAAAUUAUAAAUUGUUGCACUUUUGAUACUGAUUUUUAGGUGUAUUUAAGGGGUUAUUUGAGACUGUUGUUUAAUUAUGUUUUUGUCUUAAAUAAAAAAAUAAUAA
Messenger RNA from Amblyraja radiata (thorny skate), 3893 nucleotides. RefSeq names its product ubiquitin carboxyl-terminal hydrolase 12. Gene Ontology annotation, molecular function: cysteine-type deubiquitinase activity. NCBI's taxonomy places the organism in Eukaryota, Metazoa, Chordata, Chondrichthyes, Rajiformes, Rajidae. The record is from RefSeq and is a predicted model, not a curated record. Gene Ontology annotation, biological process: protein deubiquitination. Bases 24 to 1070 code for a protein of 348 amino acids. Gene Ontology annotation, cellular component: cytosol; nucleus. The transcript is spliced from 8 exons.